AUGCAAAGAAUUCUCCAACAUCUGCAAGAAAACACAGAAAGCGAGACCGAACACUACAUAUCCUACGAUCAAGACGAUUUCAUCGAUUGCGGUUUUUUCGAAUCUCACAAUCAAGACCAUGAUAAUAACAACUCCAAAUGCACGCUUAUCGUAAACACAAUCUUGAGCUGGCCCGCCCGGCUCAAUGCCCUCCAGCUGGCACCCACAAUCAUUUUCUUCAUGGUUUUCGCCCCUUUUCUGACGAAAAACGGCCGGUGCACGGCCUUGGACCAGUGGCUGACGAGCGGCUUCACAGCCAUUUUAGCCGCCUUAUCCGCAUUUUUUCCCAUCACAGACAGCUUCCGGAUGGCCAAUGGGAGAUUGUGCUAUGGUGUAGCGACAGUCCAUGGGAUUAGGACGUUCGGUGGGCAUCAGCCACACGAGCUUUCAGAUUAUAGACUGAGAUGGGGCGAUUUGUUUCGUGUAUUGCUUUCGUUGAUUGCGUUUCUUGCAUUUGCAUUGCUGAAUAGAGAUGUGGUUAGCUGUUAUCGUGUGGUUUUGUCGAGAGAGUUUAUGGAUUUGGGUCGGAUGGUGGUUUGGUUUGUGGUGAAUUUGUUAAUUGUGUUUUUCCCUUCUGAGAGGAGAGGGAUUGGGAAUACUUUCUAG
Molecule: messenger RNA, 645 nt
Organism: Striga hermonthica
Lineage: Eukaryota; Viridiplantae; Streptophyta; Magnoliopsida; Lamiales; Orobanchaceae
Source: the annotation of a GenBank genome assembly